AUGUCGACUCACGAGAAUGAAGCCGAAAUAUCGGCAGGAAGCGAAGAGCAGCCUUUAUUGCAAUCAGAUCCAGUUCCUGCGACUUGGAGCCCGCCGCCAGGGUUUUUAAUGAUCCAGAUCGCGAUCAUGGCCAAUGUAUUUCUUGGCGGGUUUGACGGCACCAUCACGGCCUCAACCUAUGCUGUGAUCAGCUCCGAGUUCAACGCUGCAAACACUGCUUCGUGGUUGACUACCUCGUACUUGAUUACGAGCACGGCAUUCCAGCCUCUUUACGGCCGAUUCUCGGAUCUCCUCGGUCGGCGGUCUUGUUUCUUCACUGCGACGAUCACCUUCAUGGUCGGUUGUCUAGGAUGUGCCGUGGCCCGUGAUGUAGUCUUUUUGAACAUCAUGCGCGCCCUGACUGGUGUUGGCGGGGGAGGUUUGAUGACUAUGGCAACAAUCAUCAACUCGGAUCUUAUUCCCUUCCGCCAGCGCGGUAUGUACCAAGCAAUCCAGAAUGUCUCAUACGGCUUCGGUGGCAUCUGUGGCGCUUCUUUUGGAGGUGCCAUCGUUGACUCAAUCGGAUGGCGCUGGUGCUUCCUGCUACAGGUUCCAAUUUCCUUGUUUGCUUUGGUCAUGGGCUAUAUAGUCUUGAGGUUUCCUCCUCGCAACGUUGAAUCUUCUCCAGAUGGACAGACCGAGGGAAUUUGGCAGCAAAUUGAUAUGCUGGGCGCAUGUCUGCUAAUUUUGGCCCUUUCGGCUCAACUGGUGGGACUUAGCCUAGGUGGAAACGUCCUUCCUUGGACUCACAUGUGGGUAGUUCUGCCAUUGGUCUCAAGUGUGGUUUUGCUGGCCGCAUUUGUCGCCGUUGAAGCGAAAACCACCGCCGCACCUUUAAUUCCAUUGAAGAUGCUACGAGGGCAGCUUGCUGUUUCCACGCAGAUCGCCAAUGUUUGUGUCGGGAUGUCAGCGUAUGCAUUCCUUUUUACUCUACCUCUCAUGUUCCAAGUGAUUCUUCUCGACUCUCCCAGCAAGGCUGGCACCCGACUUGUGAUUCCCUGUCUAUUCACUCCACUUGGUGGUUUGGUAGCGGGAAUCGUCAUGUCGCGCUGGGGCAGACUGGCCUCCAUUGUCCGCGUCGGUGCAGUCCUAAUGUUCGUGGGCAACCUUCUCGUUGCAGUCCUUCGAUUCAACGACUCGGAAUGGAAGUAUUUCGUGUUUGUCAUUCCCGCCAAUUUGGGUCAGGGGAUGGUGUACCCAGGAAUCCUGUUCACGUUCCUAGCGGCCUUCGACCAUGCCGAUCACGCCGUCUCCGCCUCAACCGUCUACCUCAUCCGUUCCCUCGGAACAGUUUGGGGCGUUGCAGUGACAUCCACUAUCAUGCAGAAUACACUUAACUCAGGCCUCGGGGAGGCCUUGAGUGGAAUACCCAAUAAAUGGAAAGUUAUUGAUGAGAUCCGCCACUCAGUCUCGGCUAUUUAUGACCUCCCUCCGGAUGUGCAAAUGGCCGCUCGGCUGGUGUAUUACCGUGGGAUCAGACUCUCCUUCAUGGCCUCCGCGCUCUUCGCAUUCAUUGCGACCGUCGCUUCGAUAUUUACCCGUGGAAAGGGUCUGGAGCGCGCGGGCGGCAAGUAA
Penicillium griseofulvum is the source of this 1614-nucleotide messenger RNA. Its product is annotated as MDR family MFS transporter. The record is from RefSeq and is a predicted model, not a curated record. Gene Ontology annotation, molecular function: basic amino acid transmembrane transporter activity. Lineage: Eukaryota; Fungi; Ascomycota; Eurotiomycetes; Eurotiales; Aspergillaceae. Gene Ontology annotation, biological process: basic amino acid transport; transmembrane transport. Gene Ontology annotation, cellular component: fungal-type vacuole membrane. Bases 1 to 1614 code for a protein of 537 amino acids. The transcript is spliced from 6 exons.